Acanthosepion pharaonis is the source of this 504-nucleotide messenger RNA. The record is from the annotation of a GenBank genome assembly. Lineage: Eukaryota; Metazoa; Mollusca; Cephalopoda; Sepiida; Sepiidae.
AUGAUAGUCUAUCUAGGGAAUAGAAGUUCCAUUAUAAGUCACGCUCUCGUCACAUCUGUCUGUCAGUCACGCUCUCGUCACAUCUGUCUGUCAGUCACGCUCUCGUCACAUCUGUCUGUCAGUCACGCUCUCGUCACAUCUGUCUGUCAGUCACGCUCGUCACAUCUGUCUGUCAGUCACGCUCUCGUCACAUCUGUCUGUCAGUCACGCUCUCGUCACAUCUGUCUGUCAGUCACGCUCUCGUCACAUCUGUCUGUCAGUCACGCUCUCGUCACAUCUGUCUGUCAGUCACGCUCUCGUCACAUCUGUCUGUCAGUCACGCUCUCGUCACAUCUGUCUGUCAGUCACGCUCUCGUCACAUCUGUCUGUCAGUCACGCGCGGUCUCUCCCUAUCUGUCUGUCACGCGCGGUCUCUCCCUAUCCGUCAGACACGGUCUCGUCAGAUCUAUCUAUCAGUCACAGUCUCGGAAUCAUCAUCUCGUCGAGAAAUUAAUUCUGGAUUAG